AUGAGAAGAGGGACAAGUAGCAGCACUGCGCUGAAUGCACCUCUUUCAGCUAAUAUCACCACCACCAUGGAUAAUGAGUAUGCGAAGGAAUUGAGCAAUCUACGCAAAUUGAGAGCAACCUUACAGGCCGUCAAAGAGUCCACUGACAAGAUUUUGCAAGAUGUGGAAACUGUAUAUAAAGAUAACCACCCUCAGCUUUUAGAACAGUCUAAAGAACUCGAGCAGACUAUAAACAAGAUAAUAAAGUGA
Molecule: messenger RNA, 249 nt
Organism: Lodderomyces theae
Lineage: Eukaryota; Fungi; Ascomycota; Pichiomycetes; Serinales; Debaryomycetaceae
Exons: 1
Coding region: 1-249 (82 amino acids)
Source: RefSeq, a predicted model, not a curated record